Messenger RNA from Monoraphidium neglectum, 1224 nucleotides. RefSeq names its product Abscisic acid 8'-hydroxylase 3. Gene Ontology annotation, biological process: sterol metabolic process. Lineage: Eukaryota; Viridiplantae; Chlorophyta; Chlorophyceae; Sphaeropleales; Selenastraceae. The transcript is spliced from 8 exons. The record is from RefSeq and is a predicted model, not a curated record. Gene Ontology annotation, molecular function: oxidoreductase activity, acting on paired donors, with incorporation or reduction of molecular oxygen; heme binding; monooxygenase activity. Bases 1 to 1224 code for a protein of 407 amino acids.
AUGGGCGAGUUCCUUCUGCAGCCGGCGGUGACGACCUGCACGGGUGACCUGGCGCGCGAGGUGCUGACGUCAGAGGGCGACAAGACCACGGUCGGCUGGCCAGCCCACUUUGACGAGCUGUUCGGCAAGGAAGCGAUGAUCCUGCAGAAGGGCGAGGGGCACAGGGCGCUUCGCGCGCUGAUGCAGCCGGCGUUCACAGCGGAGGCCGUCGGCGGCUUCGUCCCGCGCAUAUCCGAGAUUGCAGGCAGUUACCUUUCGUCGUGGGCGGGGCAGGGCGGGCCCGUCAAAGGCUACGACAGCCUGAAGCAGAUGGCGUUCGACGUAAUCCUGCAGGUCGUGCUCGGCAAGCGGUGCGCCCCAGACGAGGCGCGGGAGAUGUUGCGCCUGUUCACCAUUUGGACCCAGGGCCUCUUCACAGUGCUGCCCUACGACCUGCCAUUCCUGGCUUACGGCAAGGCCACACGCGCAAGACAGGCUUUGGGAGUCUAUACGAGGGCGGCCAUCAAGGCCGCGCGCGAGGCGGCGGAAGCUGGGGAGCCGCCGGGCGGCAUGCUGGCCACCAUGCUUGCGAAAGACGCCGACGGAAACGGGCUGUCUGACCAGCAGUGUGAAGACAACAUCAUCGGGCUCCUGUUUGCCGGCCACGACACGAGCACCACCACCCUGUCCCUCAUCCUGUGGCGGCUGGCGAAUAACCCGGGGGCGUGGCAAGCGCUGAGGCGGGAGCAGGAGGCGCUCGCCGCGGCCGAGGCGGCGGCCGGCCGCGGGCUGGACGGGCAGUCGCUGAAGGGGAUGGUGUACACGGAGGCGGUCAUCAGGGAGGCAAUGCGCUGCAACAACGUCGUCGGCGGCAUGCCCCGCCUGGCGGCGCGCGACUUCGAGCUAGGGGGACACCGGGUGGAGGAGGGGCAGACGCUGCUGGUGCCCCUGACUUAUCUGACAAAACACGACCCCCGCUGGGGGGGCGAUGAUGAGUUCAGGCCCGAGCGGUGGCUGGAGGGCGGGAAGGACGCGGCGCAGUCGUGGAUCAUGCCGUUCGGGGCGGGAAACAGGUACUGCAUCGGCGCCCCCCUGGCGAUGGCGGAGGCAAAGGUGUUUUUGGCCCUGCUGGCCCGCGGGUACGACUUCCGGGUCGCAAACGCGGCUAAUGUGGCUUGGACGACAACCCCGCCGAUGGCCGUGCCCAAGUGCGGCCUGCCGCUGACUGUGGUGGCGAGGAGCUAG